Pogona vitticeps (central bearded dragon) is the source of this 6222-nucleotide messenger RNA. NCBI's taxonomy places the organism in Eukaryota, Metazoa, Chordata, Lepidosauria, Squamata, Agamidae. The record is from RefSeq and is a predicted model, not a curated record.
CGGUCGCCUGUCGGCUUGCCUUCCUCGCGCUGCCUCGCCCGUGCCGGGAGAAUCUGCCUGCCUCCGCUCCGCCGAGGCUGUCUCGGGGCCGCGUCCUCCGCACUCCCAUCCCCGCCUCAAGUACCCCUCAUGGUGACUCCACAAACCUCUGCAAUGGACCAGUGGAUCUUCAGAGAUAGCCCAGGGAGGAGCAGUGGGAGAGACACGCAUGUCAAAUGAGGCAGAGGCAGCUUGUUUGAUUAACCACCCAGAACCUGUCUCCCCUUGCCCACUGUUUUCCUGGCUCUUUUGGAAGGAGCAGUACCAAAAGGUGAUGGUGAAUUGAAACAAGAUUCUGUAUCAUGCCUUGAAGUAUACAUAUACGAUUGGGAGCCUUCGUUAGAGAAACCAGAGUAAGAGCUAUCCCAUGGACAGUUUAAGAAGUGACUGCAACACAGAUUAAACAUUGGAUAACACUUAAAAGAAGCAGCAUUCUAAUCACUACAUAUUGGAGUUGGCCCUCCUUUGACCCCAGAAACUGAAAAUGAGGUUGCUAUGGGAACUGCUGGUGCUGCAAUCAUUCAUGUUGUGCCUUGCAGAUGAUAACACACUGCAUGGACCAGUCUUCAUCCAGGAGCCAAGCAGUGUUAUUUUUGCACUGGAUUCAGAGGAAAAAAAAGUCAAACUGAGCUGUGAAGCUAAAGGAAAUCCUAAACCAACCAUAAGGUGGAAGUUAAAUGGAACUAUUGUUGAUAUUGGUAUGGAUUACCGCUACAGUGUGGUUGAAGGCAGCUUGCUGAUCAAUAAUCCCAAUAAAAGUCAAGAUGCUGGAACCUACCAGUGCAUAGCAACAAACUCGUUUGGAACAAUUGUUAGUCGAGAAGCUAAACUACAAUUUGCAUAUCUUGAAAACUUCAAAACCAGGACAAGAAGUACAGUGUCAGUCCGACAAGGACAAGGAAUGGUAUUGCUGUGUGGACCACCCCCACAUUCUGGAGAAUUGAUCUAUGCCUGGAUCUUCAAUGAAUACCCAUCUUUUGUGCAUCAGGAUAACCGUCGCUUUGUUUCUCAAGAGACUGGAAAUUUGUACAUAGCUAAAGUGGAGAAAUCCGAUGUGGGAAAUUAUACGUGUGUGGUGACAAACACUGUAACCAACACCAGAGUACUGGGACCUCCUACACCUCUAAUCCUGAGAAACGAUGGAGUGAUGGGUGAAUAUGAGCCAAAAAUUGAAGUUCAGUUCCCAGAAACCGUCCCAUCUGCAAAAGGAUCAACGGUGAGGUUGGAGUGCUUUGCGUUGGGAAACCCUGUUCCAACCAUUAGCUGGAGAAGAACAGAUGGAAAACAAAUCCCAAAAAAAGCUCGGAGGCACAAAUCAAGCAGCAUUCUUGAAAUCCCAAACUUUCAGCAGGAAGAUGCUGGCCUGUAUGAGUGUGUGGCUGAAAAUGUGAGAGGGAAGAAUGUAGCCAGAGGCCAGCUAACAUUUUAUGCUCCUCCCAACUGGGUUCAGAAAAUAAGCGAUGCUCAUGUGGCGAUCGAGGAAAGCAUCUACUGGGAGUGUAAGGCAAACGGGAGACCAAAGCCUUCUUACAGCUGGCUGAAGGAUGGAGAACUGCUUAUCCCCCAGGAGAGAAUUCGUAUAGACCAUGGCACACUCGCCAUAACCAAUGUGAACCUGUCAGAUACCGGCAUGUAUCAGUGUGUGGCAGAAAAUAGACACGGCGUCAUCUAUGUCAGCGCAGAACUGAGUGUAAUCGCUCUUGGACCAGAUUUUUCCAAGAACUUCUUGAAAAGGUUGACUCUUGUUAAAGUUGGUGGUGAUGCAACCAUUGAGUGUAAGCCUAAAGCUUCCCCAAGGCCUGCAUUUACUUGGAAGAAAGGAAAAGAAAUCCUAAGAGAAAAUGAGAGAAUCACCAUUUUUGAAGAUGGAACUCUGAAGAUUGCCAAUGUCACCAAAGCAGAUGCUGGAAGUUAUACAUGCACAGCAACAAAUUAUUUUGGGACAGCCAGCAGCACUGGGAACCUCAUGGUGAAAGAUCCAACACGAUUCAUGGUGGCACCUACGGGCAUGGAUGUCACCGCUGGCGAAAGUAUUCUUCUGCCUUGCCAGGUAUCUCAUGAUCAUCCACUAGACAUUGUGUUUACUUGGUCAUUUAAUGGACACCUGAUAGACUUUGAAAAAGAUGGGGAUCACUUUGAAAGAGUUGGAGGGCAGGAUUCAGCUGGUGAUUUGAUGAUCAGAAGCAUCCAGCUGAAUCAUGCUGGAAAAUACGUCUGCAUGGUGCAAACAAGUGUGGACAAGCUAUCGGCUGCUGCAGACCUGAUUGUAAGAGGCCCACCAGGUCCACCAGAAGCUGUGACAAUUGAUGAAAUCACAGAUACUACAGCUCAGAUAUCUUGGAGACCAGGAGCUGAUAACCAUAGCCCCAUUACAACAUAUGUUAUUCAAGCAAGGACACCCUUUUCUGUAGGAUGGCAAGCAGUUAAUACAGUGCCUGACGUCAUUGAUGGGAACACAUUUACAGCAACGGUGGUGGGUUUAAACCCCUGGGUUGAGUAUGAAUUCCGGGUAGUUGCAGCCAGCCUGAUUGGGAUUGGAGAGCCAAGCAAACCAUCAGAGAAGCGGAGAACUGAAGAGGCUCUUCCUGAGGUCACCCCAGCCAAUGUCAGUGGAGGUGGUGGUACUAAGUCUGAAUUAGUUAUAACCUGGGAGACAGUACCUGAAGAGCUACAAAAUGGAGGUGGGUUUGGUUAUGUGGUUGCGUUCCGUCCACUUGGUACAAUUAGUUGGAUGCAGACCGUAGUGGCUUCUCCUGAUGCUUCCAAGUAUGUGUUUCGGAAUGAGAGUCUACCACCAUUUUCACCAUACGAGGUCAAAGUGGGUGUUUACAACAACAAAGGAGAAGGCACAUUCAGCCCCGUCACAGUGGUUUAUUCAGCAGAUGAAGAACCCACCAGAGCUCCAUCCAGCAUCUUUGCAAAAAGCCUUUCUGCUUCAGAGGUAGACGUAUUUUGGUCCUUGCUGCCAGAAACUCAGAGCAAAGGAAGGAUACAGGGCUAUGAGGUUAGAUAUUGGAAACAUGGAGAUAAGGAAGAACAGGCUGGAAAAAUGAAAACCAUGACCAAUCAGACGUUUGCAAAAAUCACCAACCUGAAGGGCAAUACUUUGUAUCACAUGGCAGUCAAGCCCUACAACACGGCAGGGAUGGGGCCUUCAAGUGCUAUAGUCAAUGUGACCACCAAAAAGCCACCACCGAGUCAACCUCCUGGAAAUAUUAUAUGGAAUUCAUCUGACUCCAAGAUUAUACUGAACUGGGAUCAAGUGAAAGCGCAGAAUAAUGAAUCUGAGGUGAAAGGAUACAAAGUUUUCUACAGAUGGAACAGGCAAAGUAGUACCUCCAUUAUAGAAACUAACAAAACAUCUGUGGAGCUUUCACUACCCUUUGAUGAAGAUUAUAUCAUAGAAAUAAAGCCAUUUAGUGAUGGAGGAGAUGGCAACAGCAGUGAGCAGAUCCGAAUCCCAAAGAUGUCCAGAUAUGCGAGAGGGUCAAGUGCUUCAACUUCAAAUGCCUGUACAUUGUCAGCCAUCAGCACAAUAAUGAUUUCCCUCACAGCCAGAUCAAGUCUAUGACAAAAAAAAAAUCUGAAGGACUUCCUGUUUAUGAUAUAACUAAGCAACAUUUAGCUAGUUGUUUUGAAGACACCCAGUACUAAGUAAUAUUGUUGUUCAAGUACAUCUUACUACUGGAAAAAAAUGUUUUAUGCUUCUCUAGGAAUGGCAUUAUAUUGUACUUCCUCAAAGCAAAUAUAGCUUUGUCUGAAGUUUCCUUGGAAACUCCGCAAUGCACUGAAAACAUCUGUAAUAUGAUGUUACCAAAGCAGUUUACAUAUGUCCUUAUAUGCAUAUUUUUUAUUAUAUAUUUAGUGUUUUAUAGACUUUUUUAAAGUUAACAUAAUGAUGUAGAUAUUAAUUUCUUUUCUCCUCUGCUAUGAAAUGCUACUGAUGACAUUAACAUUGCAAAUAUAUAUAUUAUUUCGGAAUGUUUAAAUGGCCAGAAGGUCGUGGUUCUCAGUAAAUUGGUUUCAUAUUGAUUGUAUAGUUUUACAGGAGUGCACACUGACUGAUUUCUGUUGGCUUUGAUUCAUCCGUGACAGCCUCUGGACACAGACAGGAUGGAAUCUCCAUAGGCAUUCCAUAUCUCCCCUCUCUUUCCUCCUUGCCUUGGCCCUCAUGUUUGCUGCAGCUGUUUAAGGUGCAUACUGGUGCAGUAACAUGAUACGGGAGAUAGCCUAAGAUACCCUUCAUGUUGUUAUGUAAUGACUCACUCCUCCUCAGGUCCAAGAGCAUAGGCCAUUCCCACAAAGAGGAGAUAGGAGUGUGCUAUUUUGUGACUGUUAAGUCAGGAGUGCUCUAAGGCAGUGGUCCCCAACCUUGAGUAACCCAGGUGUUCUUGGACUUCAACUCCCAGAGACUCAAACCAGCACAACUGGUGGUGCAGGCUUCUGGGAACUGCAGUCCAAGAAUAUCUGGGUAACCCAAGGUUGAAAUACCACUGCUCUUAAGGUGUAGAUUUCCUCCCCUGGAAGGGGCCUAGACUCAGUGAUCUUGGGCUCCCUUCAAGCUCUACCCUUCUAUGAUUCUAUAUCCCUGCCACAGCAGGAGAGCCAACUGAGGGCUGGGGGAGGGAAGUAAAGAGGAAAUGCCUUUGAAGAUCCCCUCUGUGUAGAGAAGGGGGCUGACUAAGCUGCUGUUAGGAUGAUCUUGCUUAUAUCUACGUAUUAUUUUUCCCAUAUAAGGUUUCAUUUUUGAUUCAUGAUUAAAUGAAAAUGUAUUUGCUUUUAAGUUACUGUAAAUCAACUGCAUAUCUGAUACAUUGAUGAUGCUUAGCAAGAUUUCAUUUGAAUGUACCGAUUUACCUUUCUUUAGCAUUUAACGAACAUUAAAUUGAUGUUGAUUCCAUUUUGCUGUAAUCGUUCCUAUAGUAAUGCGGGAGAGACAUUCCUAUAGCAAGGAAUACAAUUCUGAAUGUGGUGAAGAUCUGAAAAUCUACCAAUUGGAUGGUAUAAUUCUGGACUCAUUUUCAUCAGGAAGGUCUGUGCCUGGGAGACUUUAAAUGAAGAACAAUUCUGCUGAUUUUUUUUUGUCUGAAUAUAGAUUUCUUUUGACAGGUAUUUGUCUACUGUAAUUCUCUUUAGGUUGGUUUCAUAAACUAAAUUACAAUAUUACCUGUGUUUAUAUUAUCUUGUUUGAUAAUUGGGCAUAAGCAAAAUGUAAUAAUAUUCCAGUGAACACUUCUCCAAAAGGCCUUGUUCCAUUAAAAAAACACCAUAUAUACAGUGUGUCUGGGUUUCUCUAUGCCCUUCCAUUUGGCUUCUUUAUUUUAAGAUUUCAAUGACUCUUAGCUAUUUGCUAGCACGAUUGAAAUCUGCAGUCUUCUGUACUGAAGAUCAAGGUUACAUUCCUUGACUAGGUCAUCAUAGUUUAGCAUGUUGAUAAAAUUCCAUUCAGAUAUGACAAUGAGUGUAGUCUGUCAUGAAUUUUUCUUGUGCAGCCACCUUUCAUUCCAAUAAAAUUUGUGGUGGAGCAGAGCUUGGUGAAUGCCCCAAUCCAGUGACUUGAGUGUGUAUGCAGUGGUUUUCACGCACCCAUGAAGUUCUGCAAAAGCUGUGCAGAACUCCAUCUGUGCACCAGCAUCCAACAGUACUGGAUUGUGGCCAACAUUUAUAAGAAAAAAAUAUAUUAAUAUAAAGAGGUUUGUUACUACAGGAAAUUUUUGUAUGUAUCUUCAGAUGGAUCAAUAAUUAAAGGUAAUGAACUUUUCUAUUAAGUUUUCCCAAGCUUAAAAAUGCACUGCAGAGGUUUAUAAUUUGUUCUUCCUGAUAGCUGAAAUUUGCCUGUAACUUGUCUGUUUUGCUUCCAGAACAAUACAAACUAACUUUUAAACCUUUCAAAAAUAUAUUUAUUAAGUAACUCAUAAUCAGGAUUCCACUUGUGUAAGUCAGGGGUGUUAACCAGAGAAAUAUUGUCAGUAUUUCAAGCUGUGUUCCUUUCUUAGUUUGAUAUGGCUACUUCUAUGUAAAAACAAAAACAAAAACGCAAAAAAACACAAAAGAAAGAAAAUGAAAGAAAAAAAAGCUUAUGUAGUUUUUUUCUCCCCAGUGUAAAUGAUAUUUAUCAGUGAUCUAGCAGAUGUAAUCUUUUUUAAAGUUAUUGGUAAUAAAUAUUCUGUUAUUUGUAAACAU